This is a messenger RNA of Aspergillus clavatus NRRL 1, 711 nucleotides long. RefSeq names its product acetolactate decarboxylase. The record is from RefSeq and is a predicted model, not a curated record. Gene Ontology annotation, molecular function: acetolactate decarboxylase activity. Lineage: Eukaryota; Fungi; Ascomycota; Eurotiomycetes; Eurotiales; Aspergillaceae. Bases 1 to 711 code for a protein of 236 amino acids. The transcript has a single exon. Gene Ontology annotation, biological process: acetoin biosynthetic process.
AUGCCACUCAAUCAUCUGUACCAGUAUUCCCUCAUCGGUAGCUUGAUGCAGGGUGUGUGCGAGGAUGGAGUAUCCGCCGCCAAGGUCCUGACGCAGGGGACCCACGGCCUCGGCACAGUCUCUCUGUUGGACGGGGAGAUCAUCGUGGUCGAUAACGAGGCGUACCACUUCACCUCGACCGGCGAGGUGCGGACCGUCGCACCAACCGACACGAUUCCAUUCGCCAUGAUGACGGAUUUCCGGCCCACGAUGAGCAUAGGCAUUUCCGCGCUGGACCUGGCCAGUCUACCCCAGCAUGUGUCACCGCUCCUUGGCGACGGGAAGAACUAUUUUCUCGCGGUGCGGGUGGAUGGCUAUUUCCCCUCCGUCACCGUGCGCAUUAUCCCCAAGCGCGAGAAAGCGGACGAGGCGCUGGGAGAUCUCGCACGGCGCCAAACGGUUCGCUCGCUGUCGCACACGCGCGGCACCCUCUUCGGUUUCUGGUCGCCUGAGUAUACCGCGGGUCUCAGCGUGGUCGGGUUCCAUCUACAUUACCUCUCACAGGAUCGACGGGCUGGCGGCCAUGUAUUGGCCUUUGAGGCGAGGGAGGCGCAGCUGUCCGCUGCGGUGCUGGAACAGUGCCAUUUGGAGCUGCCAGGCACGGUGGAAUUCAGGCAGACCCCGAUCCAGGUGCCCGAAUUGGCUGCAGUCGAGAGUGCAGAGGGAUGGUGA